Molecule: messenger RNA, 375 nt
Organism: Knipowitschia caucasica
Lineage: Eukaryota; Metazoa; Chordata; Actinopteri; Gobiiformes; Gobiidae
Source: the annotation of a GenBank genome assembly
AUGACCUUUCUUCGUGUGGCCAACAAACAGAGAAGAAAUGGGCAAAACCGAAGACGACUUCGCCGCUAUUUUGCCCUGAUUAAUCUGUUUACGAGUGGCCGUGCACUAACCUACUGUAGGAUGGACAGGAAUGUACCCAUCCUGCGCUUGUGGUUUGACGUGGAGUUGGAACUCAUCCGGGACUUCAGACUGAGGAGGAAGGCCAUGCAUGCCCUGCAGUGUCUGCUGAGGAGAGAACAGGACCACGGCUGGGGCCAUGAGCUAGAAGAUGUGGCCGGGGACAACAUGGACCCAGAACUGCCGUUACAAGAACUCCCUGACCCAAAUGUAACACCAGGGAAUGCCACAAGGGACAGACUCGCUGGCCUGAUUUGA